AUGGCUGAAGCACUUCAUAUGUUUGAGAGUAGUGAAGACAAAAGCGAUCUUGACAGGUUUUUAGUCGACGAAACGGUUGAAGAAACACAGCCUAUCGCAGCUGGAACAUUGGCGGUUUCAUGGCGAGACAUAGCUGGCGACUCGAACGAAGAGGAAGAAGAUUUUCACAGUUUUUCGGACAUCGAAGUUCAAGAACUACAGCAACAGUGGAAGUGAGAUAAGUGUAGCGAUGGUUUCAAUGAUAUUUUUGAAUGGAAUGAUAAUUUAAGUAGUGUUAGUAUUGAAGACUUUACUUCCGACUUUGGUCCUCGACAUGGGUUGGGUUUAGACGCUUCCCCUAAGGAUUUUUUCGACUUGUUUUUUGGCGAUCAGUUUUUCGGUCAUAUUGUGCAUGCUACAAUUUUGUAUGAGCGUUUAAAUCACAACGAUCAAAAUUUUACAACCGACCGCGACAAAAUGUCUGCAUUUUUUGGCCUCAACAUUUUGAUGGGAAUAAACCAACUACCAAAAAUCUCACUUGAUUGGGAUUCAGAUUUGUUUUUAGGAAAUACCAGCUUCAAAACUACAAUUCCUUUGAAACGUUUUUGGAUUUUAAAUAGGUAUUUUCAUAUUUCGGACCUGCGGCAAGAAAACAAGACGGAUAAACUUGCAAAAAUUCGGCCCCUUAUUUCAAAGCUCAAAAAUGCUUUUGAAAAUGUUUAUGUGCCUGGAAAAAUAUUUCCAUUGAUGAAGUUUGAUUAAAUUUAAUGGUCGUUUAUCCUUCAAGCAAUAUAUGUCCAAAAAAACGAACAAAUUUAGUAUUAAAGUUUGGAUGUUAGCCGAUUCUGAAACUUAUUUCGUGCUGCACUUUCAAGUUUACUUAGGUAAACAACAAAAUGCCGAAAAUGCCAAUGAAAAUGAUGCGGAAAAUUUGCGCGUAAAACCUGCCAUCAUUUCUUUUUACAAUAAAUUUAUGAAUGGCAUAGAUGUAAACGACCAAUAUAGGAGCUACUACCCUGUAGGAGCUCAAUCUAAAAAAUGGCGGAAAUAUUUGGCUUGGUUUUUCGUGAAUAUUUCAAUUGUAAACAGUUUUAUUUUGCAAAACUUGCAGACUGAUCGACGCCAUCGCCUAAAACAUUUAGAUUUCCAUCUUGCUUUUUGGCAAGGCAACUUAUUUCGACUUAUAACGGCUACAAAAAGAUUUCAAGUGCUCCAAGUAGCCAUAAAAAGGAUCUUCCAGUGGGUAGAAAUGUUAAGGGCCAUAGCUUAGUAUUGUCUUCAGGGCGAAAAUGAGUGUGUGUGAUGUGAGCUGGAAGGAAGCGAGCGACAGGAAGAACGUUUGAAAGUAAAUAUAAGUGUGCUGAGUGUAAUGUAAAUCUUUGUAGAGAGCGAUCUUGUUUUAUGGAAUGGCAUCAAUAAAGUUAGUAUUAGACAAAACCUUUUUCAUGUUUGCAUGUUUUUUGUAUUAUUAAAUAGUGUUUUGUCAGUGCUGAAAGCAGCAAGGCCUGAGGGUGUCGACAAUAUAUUUCACGAGAAAUUUCCCCCAAAUUCCUACUUGUUCAGUUUCGUUUUAUAGUAUAUAAAUUUCAGAUAUUUUAUCAAUAAAAUGAACGAAAAACCAACCGUUCAAAGUGAGUGAUGAAGGGUAAAUUUUGCUUGGAAACAGUAUUGUUAUUCAUGGAACAAAUUUACUUUAUAAUUUACAAACUUUACAGGACAGCAAGUCAAAAAUAUUCAUCACAAAGUUUCAAAUUUUUUGAGUAAUACAAGUCCAUUCGCUUUAAAAUUUUAAAUCCUGGCUUUCGAAGUAAUAUGUGAAACACACAUUAAAAAUAAAAUAAAUAAAAUAUCAAAAUGUGUAGUAUUUCAAGCAUUUAAAUAUUCAUAGUCCUAAUUAUGUAACAGAAUUCUUCAGAAAUUAAUCAGGUGAAAACUAUAAACAUAUGUCAUUAUAAAACUAUUUGUGAUAAUUUAAACAUAUAAAAUGAAACCUUAUUUAUCAGUCUAACCCCCUGCAAAAUUUUAAGAUUUUUUAUUAGGUUGCUUUUAAGUUACAGCCAUUUUGUAAGUGCAAUUGACAGGAACUGAAAUUGGUCAUUUUGUUUGCCAGUUAGUGGGGUAGAAACUUUGCUACAGUCUGCCACUUAAUGAGUUAAUAAUUCACCACAUUGAUAAACAGAUUCACGAACGAUUUUGAAAAUUUCUGAAAUUAAUGAUAAAACAGGUGAUGGUUUUACUGCAAAAGUCAUCAAGUUUGUUGAAAGAUUUACAGCUUUCAACUGCUGAAGUACGAUUUCAGUGCUACGAUAUGACCGCGUCGAUGUCUGGUGCUUAUAACGGAGUUGACGCUAAGUUGGGUGAGCGUCUAGGGCGGACAAUUCCCUAUAUUAUGUGUCUUGGUCGUAAGACAAAUCUUUGCGUUUAACAUUCCUGUAAAGCCUUGUUGAUGAUAGAAGAGUUCUUCACUACAUUGCAAGAUUUGUAUAAUUUUCUGACAAGGAGCACCAGUCGGUUCGGUAAGCUUAAAGGAAACAUUGACACAUUACAAGAGGCACUCUUCAUAAAGAAUCUCUCCAAAACAUGUUGGAUAGGUAGAGCUGAGUCUAUUAGAGCAGUUUUUUGGGUCGGCACACUUGAUGAGGUAAAAAAUUUUGAAGAUAGUGAUCGUGAUGCUAUAAAAACUGCUUCGAAUCUUUCGGACCGGAUAAAGUCAUUGAGUUUUAUUUAAGCAUGCUCUUCAUGAAGAACAUAAUGUACAAAACAAAAAUCGUUGUUCUUGAGGUUCAAGAAAUUGAUAAAGAUAUCCUUGCCAGCUCAGAUGUUAUGCACCAAACGGGAGAUGCUAUGAUUCGUAUCCGGGAAGACGAUCUUGGCCUGGAUGGCAUUGUCACAGCAGCUGUAGAGAAGUGCAACUCAUUUGGCAUUGAUGCUGAGUACGAGUUUUCAAAGAUGCAUCGUCCACGAAGACCACCCAGACACAUUGAUGAGAACACAGACAAUGCUAACAUACCGUUAUUCAACCAAGAAAUAUUCAAAGUACUCGACCUCCUCGUUUCGGAUAUAGAUGAUACUAACAAUUAUUUUUCUAACAUAUUCCUUCCACAAAAAAUUGCAAAAUGCACUGAGGAAGAUGCCGAAAAUUUUUGUGCAACCUUUCCAGGUAACCUGAAAGAUCCUACAUCGAAACGAGUGGUGCCAAGAAUUUACAGGACACCGCAAAUUGUCUACUCGGAAGACAAUGUUGACGCUGACCAUUCCAGUGUCUGUCGCAGGCAAUAA
Paramuricea clavata is the source of this 3258-nucleotide messenger RNA. NCBI's taxonomy places the organism in Eukaryota, Metazoa, Cnidaria, Anthozoa, Malacalcyonacea, Plexauridae. The record is from the annotation of a GenBank genome assembly.